Capsicum annuum is the source of this 2136-nucleotide messenger RNA. RefSeq names its product putative transcription factor bHLH041. The transcript is spliced from 9 exons. The record is from RefSeq and is a predicted model, not a curated record. Bases 318 to 1868 code for a protein of 516 amino acids. Gene Ontology annotation, molecular function: protein dimerization activity. NCBI's taxonomy places the organism in Eukaryota, Viridiplantae, Streptophyta, Magnoliopsida, Solanales, Solanaceae.
UUUAUGAUUACUUAUGCAAUCCUCCCAACCCUCGUUUAGUACUACUUUUCAAAUCGCUCCUUCAAUCUCCCCUACAAAACUACCACCAGAUAGGAAAGGUAGCCAAUACUGUUAGCUGUCAAGAUUCAAAUGACACCUUUCUACCUCUUUGAGUGCAUCCAUAACUUCUUGAAACACAUAAAUAUAUAUGUUUCAAUUUUUCUACAGAGCACUUUGACAUGCAAAUCUUAAGAAGUAUGAAAACCAAACUGUAGCAUCAGCCAACCUCUCAUGUAGUAAGCAUAUAUAGCAAUUUUCUUUUUUGUCGGAGCUGAUACAUGGACUCCAUCUUCUUCCUUGAAGAAGGAGACCGUGCCGACUUUCUGUUAAAGAUAAUGGAGUCCUUUGGUUGCUCUUACAUAUGCCUCUGGCAAUACUUUCAGCCUUCUAACACUUUCAUGUCCUUGGGUGGAAUCUACAACGGGGAAAAUGAUGUCGCCCAGAGGUUAUUCGAAGAAUAUAAGCAUUCAUGGCUUAGCAUGGAUAAUGGCCGCAUUCCAGGACUCGCAUUCAAGAACAAUCUCCCUUACAUGGAACUGCAGUUUACAGAUCUUCAAUCACAUGCUUCCAAUCCAGUGCAGCUUCAAUUCUAUCUGGAAGCUGGGAUCAAGACAACUAUCUGUAUGGCGUGCAGCAUAGGAGAAAUUGAGUUUGGAAUGACUUCUAGCCAUCAAGUAAACUUGGAAUUGGGGAUGAAACACUUGUUUCCCGAAUAUUUGUCAAGUCCAGCAGCGGCGGCAGCAAUAUCAGGGCUUCCUCAUCAUCAGCCAUUGCUCUCAAUGGACCAAAAUAGGCCAUCAUCAUCUUCAUCAUUCUCUCUCGAUAGCCCGGGAGAAUACUCAUCGCUUCUAUUCAAUGUUGCAAGCGCGUCGUAUGUACCAGAACCACCACGAGUGGAUGCCUUUCCCGAGAAGACCACAAGACCAGUUUCUGCCACCGCCAUGCCAUACCACCAGCAGCAAGCUAUUCAAACGACACUAACUCAAACUCAAAUCCGAGGUAUUCAAUUCCAGAGAGUAGAAACCGAAGAUGCUGCAUUGACAAGAGCGUAUCUUGCUGUCAUGACAUCUCCUUCUUCCUCCUCGUCCUCUCACCAAUCGCGAGAACAUAAUGAACCAACAGAUCAUUAUCAAAAACCCACUGCAUUCAGAAGGUUUAGAUCAGGUUUAGGUCCUAAUUAUGUUCAAAUAGCAGCCAAAACAACUCGUCGAGAAAACAUGUUGAGAAGAUCCAUUACAUUCUUCAGGAAUUUAAAUAUGAUGAGAAGGCAAGAACAAAUCCAGACGAACCCACGUGCCCCCACUAGCACUCAGGUUCAUCACAUGAUUUCAGAAAGACGAAGACGUGAAAAGCUUAACGAUAGCUUUCAACUACUUAGAUCUUUACUCCCACCUGCUACAAAGAAGGAUAAAGCAUCAGUUCUUGCCAGUACAACAGAAUACUUAAGUUCAUUGAAAGGUCAAGUGGAAGAACUUAGCAAAAAGAAUGAAAUGCUGGAAGCACAAUUAGUCAAACCUCAGAUGAGAUCCAAUGCCAUAAUUAGCUCAUGUGCAUAUGAUGGAAAUGAAAGGGUAGCUGUUGAAAUAAUAAAUGUAGGUGAAUCAACAUCAGAAUCAAGAAUAGCGGACUUGCAAGUUUCAGUAAGAGGAGAAUGCAGUGUCUUGGAUUUGGUCACUCGUUUGCUCCAAUUCUUGAAAACUGACAGCAAUCUAACCUUGGAGUCGGCAGCAGCAAACACCAGGCCCAUGGUGACUCACAUAACUUUGAGAAUUAGAAUUGAGGGAGUGCUUCUCUCAGGCUUCUAUGAACGGCUUCGCCCUCCAAAAUAGAAAAAAAGGUACUGAAUGGGACGAGUCUGCUUUCGAGGAAGCAGUGAAAAGGGUUGUUGGUGACUCGGCAUAGAGGAACUUGUCAUAAUUGGUAGGGCCAUACAAUUUGACUGGCGGCGCCUUGUAUUACGACUAUUUCUCGCAAAUUUUCUCGUCCAAUGAUUACUCUAAAUUAUACGGAGUAUCCUAAAAUUACAAUGUAUCCUAAAAUUACAAUCACGUGAUUGUGCAAUUUUGUUGCUAGUUUUACUUCUUCAUCCUUUUGAAU